Molecule: messenger RNA, 2811 nt
Organism: Gadus macrocephalus (Pacific cod)
Lineage: Eukaryota; Metazoa; Chordata; Actinopteri; Gadiformes; Gadidae
Gene: thap12a
Product: THAP domain containing 12a
Exons: 5
Coding region: 133-2346 (737 amino acids)
Source: RefSeq, a predicted model, not a curated record
AAUAAGAUUCGCGCGUCAUUCACUGCGCGCACCCUAGUUUCCGUAGCACGCCUGCUGUGUUUGGAUCGAGUUAUGGGAUUGAGAUUCCACGUCCGUUAUUAAAUUGCUUUUCUUGAAUCGUAACAGGGGAUCAUGCCGUAUUUCUGCGCUGCUCCUAACUGUGCGACCAAGAAAUCGAACCAGCAUCCCCUCUUCAGAUUUCCAAAGGACGCUGAAAGAUGCAAACAUUGGGUUGACAAAUGCAAUCACGAGGACCUCAACGACAAAUCGCCAGAACAGUUGUACAGAUACUACAGACUUUGUGUCAAACACUUCGAUCCUUCCUCUUAUGAGAGUAACGCUACUGAGUAUCUCAGUACAGUACUGAAGGACGAUGCCAUACCAUCUAUUUUUGAUGUGCCAAGCCAACCUAAUUCUACACAGCUGAAGCGCAAUAAAGCAAUGGCUGAAAUUGCUGAAAGGGACAUACAAGUGAGGAAAAAAGUCAAAAAGUCCCAAACCGAGACGACCACAGAUCCUCCGGAGCCCUCUGAGGAGGAGGGGUACAAAGAGUACCUCAAAGCUUUGUUUGAAUUACUCGUUCUGUUGGGGGAGCAAAACAUUCCUGUCGGAGGAUCUCUCGAUACCAAAGAGGAGAGCAUGACUUCAAGCAACUUUGUGGAGUUGCUUGACUACCGCAUGAAUGCCGGAGAGGAAGCCUUGAAGAAGAGAUGGGCAGAGGAUAAACACGGCAAUCUUCCUACUAGAUUGACUGAGCUGAUCGACGUGUGUGAGAAAUGCGUUCGAAGUCAGCUUCUGGAAGAAGUUGGGCAAAAUGGCUUCUUCUCAUUAAUCACAGACGAGGUGGUGGUUAUUUCAGAGGAGUGGCACUUGCCUGUCUUCCUGCGUUAUGUGGACAAAAAAAACAGCCAGCAGGAAACCUUUUUGGGUUUUCUGAAUUUUGAGGAUGAGGGAGACAGCGUGGCAGGAAAACUGCUCUCCGAGCUGACUGAAAAAUGGGGUGUGAAAAUGGAACAAUGCAGAGCUCAGUCCCAUUCCUGUUCCGCUACUCAUUUUAGCCAAGUUAAAGAUGUUGUUGCUAAGCUAAAGGAGCAGUACCCAAAGGCAGUCAUCACACCAAGAUCAACCUGCCCCUUAAACAUCUCACUGGCCAACACUUUGGGUUUGACAGGAGUUCAGCUUGUCAUGUCUACCUUCAAGAAAAUUCAUUCAUUUUUCACAGAUUCAACAGCUCUGCAAUUAGAGUUGGAGAACGCCAUUGCUAUUUUCUAUCCGUACAAGGAAGAGAAAGCCAAUGAACUCAAAGAGCUCUGUCACACCGCUUGGACCACAAGCGGUGAGGCAUUUGAGGUGGCAGUCGACAUCGUAGAGUCUCUCCUACUCUGUGUGGACAGCGUGCAUGACAACGAAGACAUGCGAUGGAACGAUCAGGUGAUUCAGGAUGCUCUGGAGAUCUCCAAAGCGCUAGCUGACUUUGAGUUCAUCAUGAGCUUGGUGGUGCUGAAAAGCACCCUCUCGCUCACACGCGCCUUCGGUGCCAACCUGCAGGGGUCGGCGGAGGAAGCUCAUUUCGCGGCCGACAACUUCGAGUCGGUGCUGCAGUCGGUCCUCGAGGUGGCCGCCAACAUCGACGUGUACCACGAGUUCUGGUACGACGAAGCGGUCAACCUGGCCAACGCCAUGGAGGUCCCCAUCAGGGCGCCGCGCUGCUUCACAAAGAGGCAGGGUUUGGCGCCCGGCGUGACCGUCCUGCCCGACCACUACUACAAGGAGCACGUCUCGGCCCCCGUGUUGAGGCACGUCGUGGACGAGCUGAAGGAGCUCUUCGGCGACGAGCACCUGAAGGCGCUGGGCAGCCAGUCGCUCAUCCCCGGCCUUCGGAGCAAGAAGGCCGGGGAGGAAACCGAAGAGGUGAACCUGCAGAUGUACAAGGACGACAUCCCGAACGCUGGAACCCUCUCGGCCGAGCUGCACUGCUGGUGGGUCAAGUGGAAGGGCCCGAGGGGCAAGGGCGAGGCCCUCCCAGAGAGUCUCGGGGAGACGCUGGGCCUGGCCGACUUGAAGUUCUUCCCGAACGUGCUGGCCGUGCUGAGGUUGCUCGGGAUACUGCCCACACUCCCUCUCAAGGAAGACUGUGGUCUGGCCUACAGGCGCUACCGGAGAUACAUCAAGAACACACCGGACCACUGCAGGUCCAAAAGCCUCGCUCUCCUAAAUGUCAACAUUGACGUUAAUCAUGACUUGGACGCCAUGGUCCAGGCUUACAUGAAGGCGUACCCGGAAAAGGAGAAGGAGAAGAACAAAGAACCAGAGAAGAGCACGGAACCAGAGACUGAGAAGCUUUAGGCCGGAUUCUCUGGUGUUGCUCAACAUUGAUACUGGAUUCUGUUCUAAUAGUGCAAAAGUAUAUUGAAGCUGGCUUUUAAAUCUGUACAUAUUUUUUUCUACUCGAGGUCAUACAUAAUGAGGGAAGUUUGUUUUGUUCCUACUGACCAGUUGCUAUUCCUUCAAACUCUUUUGUAGGCCAACCCAUCCCUUAUACAAAUACCCCCGCCAGAAGGUCACCAAACUUGACCAUCAUGCAAAUAACCAUUAGAAAUUAACGUUUGGGAAAAAGAAAUACAACUAAUUGUUCAGAAGAUCUACGAUUAAUAUGCAGUAGUGCUUUUAUACAAGGUAUCAGAAUAAUUGUUCCCCGAGAUCCUUUAUAUAGCAGUGACUCUUUAUUUGAAAAGUGUGUACAGCUGUGAUGUUUGACAUGUUUGUUAAGAUGUCGAGUUCAAUAAUAAAAAAAAAAUCUGAUCAUUGUUA